This is a messenger RNA of Actinia tenebrosa (Australian red waratah sea anemone), 1174 nucleotides long. RefSeq lists its product as uncharacterized. The record is from RefSeq and is a predicted model, not a curated record. Lineage: Eukaryota; Metazoa; Cnidaria; Anthozoa; Actiniaria; Actiniidae.
UUAUGAAGUGAAAGUGAAGCAUCUUUUUUUAAAUUCUCUAAUCAAUCUUUAGCACUUCCUUAGUAAGUUUGUGCAGUUUGAAAGGAAUUUGACCACGGGAACAUAUUUUUUUUGCGCUUUGAAAUCCGGUAAUAUGGCUAAAAUUGUGYGACAAGGGACUGGGUCGAGUGACGUCAAGGGGUUGACAAACGCGACCAGGGCACAAGUGACAUAUGUGAAAAUACUUGAAAACACUAGCAAGUUGGGUUUGUUGCUGUUUGGUUUGAUCCGGUUCCAACGCUUGCAAUGUCUGAUACUGAUGAUUCUGCUUCAUCACGAGCCAGUGGGGAAUCGGAGGUGGAAAGUGAAGCCGAAAACUUUGUUGAUAAUAUAUUUCAACCGUACCAACACGAACCUCUGGCGUCCCAAGAUGAGUACGAAAAUGACGAAAACGAUGAACACGACGAAGAUGGGAUUCCUUAUGCUACGUUAGAAGCCAGAGUUGAGAACAGAGAUCCAGUAAGCAAUUGGUGCAAAUGUGGACAUUGCAAUGUGGAAAAUGUUCUCGUUUCGCGAGAAUUUCGAUGCUGCCACGAAGUAAGGCCAGCAAUUGGUCUCAUGUUAUUUGACGCGUCGAUCGAGCGUCAUUCGUGUAUCACGCAGCAUGAAGACUUUGCUUCACUUGUGAACAGGACUGUACUGAAACAGGCUGGCCCUUUAUUUCGAGAAAAAAAUGGCAGAAUGUAUCGACGUAAAGGAAAUCAAUCAGAAAACGAAUACCUCAGAGCAGUGGCAUACAGGUGGCUGAUACGAUGGUUGUGUGGCCACCUUGGAUGGGACAACAGCAGACCAUUGUCAGCAUGUUUGUAUCAUUAUAUUAGGACAACAUUUCCAAGCACCAACUGCCAUGGAUAUGCAGGAUCACGAGAAAGGAGUGACUAGUAAUAUGCCUCAAGAAGCUGUUAGAUUGUUCGUGUUUGCUAUAAGACUCAUAACUUUCAAAGCCAACGAGAUACAAGGUUUACAAACCAUAACUACAAAAAAUGUCACAGCACUAUGGUGUAAAAUAGCAAAUGUAACCAUGUGACAUUGUCUUUGACAACAUACAUGGAGUUUCCUAGAAAAAUUUAUUAAUUACUUAUUAUUAUUAUGUAUUGCUUGCUAUUUAUUAUCAUUAAAAAAAUAUCAUAAAUUA